Messenger RNA from Catharus ustulatus (Swainson's thrush), 2574 nucleotides. RefSeq names its product hyaluronidase 3 (gene HYAL3). NCBI's taxonomy places the organism in Eukaryota, Metazoa, Chordata, Aves, Passeriformes, Turdidae. Gene Ontology annotation, biological process: carbohydrate metabolic process; hyaluronan catabolic process. The transcript is spliced from 3 exons. The record is from RefSeq and is a predicted model, not a curated record. Gene Ontology annotation, cellular component: acrosomal vesicle. The coding region runs from base 1151 to 2491 and encodes 446 amino acids. Gene Ontology annotation, molecular function: hyalurononglucosaminidase activity.
AGCACUGCCUGACUGCCUGCCAUUCUUGAGGUCUGGCACCAGCUCCCCCAGUCUCAUGGUGCACUCUGGUCCCAUUGCUGGGAGCAGGGGGUGCUGGCAGGGAGGUGGUUCCCUUGCCCUGCCCUACCUGGGCAUGCUGCCUCUGCUCCCGCCUGGCCCCCAGCUUGCCUGGCUGGGGCUCUGGGACCACCAGCAUGGUGGGGAGCCAGGCCCACCCGCAGCUGUGGGGUUCGCACUGGUCCCCAGGAGCACUGCCCAGACCCACUAGUGUCUUCUCCACUCAGGAUGUGCUGUGGGACAGCUGGGGCCGAUGGCAUGUGGUGGCCUCCAGCAUGGCCAUAGCUGUAUGGCCAUAGCCUGGGGAAAGUGAGGUACAGGGUGGCUGGGAAGGCACUGUGGGAGGAGGGCACGGUGGUGGCACUGCAGAAUCGGGUCCCCUGCAUUGCAUGGUGAGGGAGGCAGGUGGCCAAACCUCCCUAAGGCAGCCGGCGUCAGUGAGGGCCAGAGGCAUGGGAACAGGAAGGUCAGAGAGUGUCCGGCCUCGCAACCAAGGAUUAGCACUGUCCUCGCUGUAUCACGCGGCCCUGAGCCCAUUCCCCGCCUAAUCCCCUCAUUCUGGGCAGCUAGCCAGCGCUGGGCAGGGGCACCAGACCCCUCUGUCCCUGCCUGGGCUGUGACGGACAGAGCUGCCCCUUCAGUCCUUCAGCAGAUCACCCAGCCUGGCUCAGCACUGUGCUGAAAUGCGGACCAGGGAGUCUUGGUGCCUCCAUUACAGGCAGGACUGGGAGCUGCAGGGAAAUUGGGGCACCAGGGUCAGUGGCUUGCAGUGCCACUCCAGAACCGUGCCAUGUAGUGCUGCUGCUGUAGUGCAAGCAGGAUCUCAGCACCAGGGAGCAGCAGGCAGAGGUAACACUGUCAGUGCUGAGGCAGGAGGGGUCUCAAACCCCCAAGUAUACCCAGUCUUGUCAGGUUUUGGGGUGGGCAGCAUGUACUUGCAGGACAGCCUAGCCCCUGUGGUCCAUCCUAGCCUACCAUGUGCCAGGGUGGCAGUGCCUGCAUUGCUGGAAUGCCCACUGCAUCCCACAGCCUCAUCCCCAUGGCUCUCCUUUCCUCGCAGGCUGCCGGCCCCACAAGCAGCUGCUGAGGCGGGAUGGUGCUGGUGCUGGCACUGUGGGCCUGCCUGGCACUGGGCACAGCCAGUGAGGAGAGCCCGGCACCCGAGCCCCUGGCAGGCGGCCAGCCCUUUGCCGUGGUGUGGAACGUCCCCACCAGCCGCUGCCAGCACCGCUUUGGCGUGGGGCUGCCCCUCAGCGACUACGGCAUUGUGGAGAACCAGGGUGGCCACUUUGCUGGCCAGAACAUCACCAUCUUCUACAAGAACAAGUUUGGGCUGUACCCCUACCUGUCACAGCAGGGUGUGCCCCAUAAUGGGGGCAUCCCCCAGCGAGUCUCCCUCAAAGCCCACAUCAACAGGGUGACUGAGGACAUCCGCCUCCUCCUGAAACCUGCUUUCCAUGGCUUGGCCGUGGUGGACUGGGAGGAGUGGAGGCCCCUGUGGGCCCAAAACUGGGGGCCCAAAAAGAUUUACCGGACAGCCUCAGAGCAGUGGGUGCAGGACCAGCACGGCAUCCUGCCGGCACGGCAGCAGCUCCGACUGGCCCAGUUGGAGUUCGAGCAGGCAGCACAGGCUCUAAUGGAGGAGACACUUCUGGUGGGCCGGGCCCUGCGCCCUGAGGGGCUCUGGGGUUUCUACCGUUUUCCUGACUGCCUCAACAGCAACUGGGCCAAGGAGCCAAACUACACGGGGCAGUGCCAGCCGGCGGAGGUGCAGCGUAACAACCAUCUGGGCUGGCUCUGGGCCGCCUCUUCUGCCCUCUAUCCCAGCAUCUACCUGCCGCUGGCACUGCCGCCCGCCCUGCGCCAGCGCUACGUGCACCACCGGCUGCGCGAGGCCCUGCGCGUGGCCGCCUUCGGGGCUGAUGGCCUCCUGCCCGUGAUCGCCUACUCCCGCCUCUCCUUCCGCCGCUCAUCCCGGUUCCUGCAGCUGGCUGACCUUGUGCACACCAUUGGGGAGAGUGCGGCACUGGGAGCGGCUGGACUCGUGCUCUGGGGUGACAUGUUGUACUCCCGCUCGGCUGAAAGCUGUGCCAGCCUGCGCCACUACCUCGUCUCCACCCUGGGUCCCUACGUGGCCAACAUCACGGCAGCAGCCCGAGAAUGCAGCUAUGGGCAGUGCCAUGGACACGGGCGCUGUGUGCGCCGGCAGCCCCACGACCUGGACAGCCUCCUGCACCUUGGCCCCAGUGCAGGUCCGUGGGCUGCAUUCCGCUGCCACUGCUACCGUGGCUGGGCAGGUGAGGGCUGUGCCCAGCGGGUACGGCUCAGGCCUGCCACCUCCUGCCAGGUGCCCACCCACGCUCACAGCCUCUAUGGGCACAAGGAUCUUACAUCCUCUGACACCUGUCUGCCACAGGGCAAGUGGGGCUGGUGACAAAGGCUGGGGACCAUCACGGUCCCCUACCACAGCAGUGCUGCUGCUGGCACUUCAUUAACCUAAAUAAAUUCUCCUGGCAC